Messenger RNA from Vollenhovia emeryi, 1190 nucleotides. Its product is annotated as rac GTPase-activating protein 1-like. The coding region runs from base 136 to 1002 and encodes 288 amino acids. The transcript is spliced from 5 exons. Lineage: Eukaryota; Metazoa; Arthropoda; Insecta; Hymenoptera; Formicidae. The record is from RefSeq and is a predicted model, not a curated record.
UUUGAAGGGUGACUUGAAGGGUAGACAUAUAAUAUAAUGUAAACGGUCGAGAGAAUCUCUCGGUUCUCGCACAAAAGUCGCAAUUCUAACAUAAUCAGGGAACAAAGGGCUAUCAGUCGUUGAUAUUUAUGGAACAUGACAUCAUCAUUGGCGCGUAACCAGCUAAAUGAAGUUUUGACCCAAGUGCCACAAGUAACGUGUCUACCUUUGCAAGAGUAUCGCCAGCUUUGCUCAGAUUUAGAACGAAUUCGCCGAGAAAGUGCGAGUCUUGGUCAAAAAUUAUGCCACGCUAGAAGAAAUCUAGAGGAGGAGAAGCGUAAACGUCGAGUGAUGGAGCAUCAUAAGAACUUGUUGGAAAGGCAACUUAACAUGGCUAGAAAGAUACUAUUUGACGAUGGAGGAGCAAAUCUGAGCAAAGACAUGAAAGAGAAAUUACAAUUUCUUAAUACGCCCGAGAUUGAUUUGAAAUACAAUAAUGUAAACGUCCAAGAUGAACGGGGUGACAGACACCUGGCUACAAUAGCGGAGACAGAUUCUACGGGUUCAAUAUUAAGUGACUUGAAUUGUUUAUCCAAGUCGGAAGAUGAUUUGGAUACCGAUAUUAUUAUUAAGACUGGAAGAAAGAAACAAUGGAGAGAAUAUAAAGCUAGUGGUGAACAUUUGACAAAGAGACAGUGCGGCACGUUGGAAAAGAUUGCAGAGUUUAACUUGUUAGAUAGGAGUAACAGUGCAGGAGUAACAGCGAGAAUGGAGGAGAGAGAUUUUGCUGUUAAAACUCAAGUUGCACCUGAGGAAAAUAUUGAUUGCAAAGUGUCGAAUGUCAAAGCAAUUCACAGCUUUAUAUCAAAGAUAGUGAUUAAACCAGAAACGUGUACUUUAUGUGGUAAAAGAAUCAGGUUUGGAAAGUUGGCGCUGAAAUGUAGAGACUGCCCGGUAACAUGUCACACCGAAUGCAGGAUUCACGUGACGUCGGUUGCAUGCGUGUGCAGGAAAUCUCGGUAAUGUAAGUACCGCCGCAUUUCUCUCUGAAGCAAUGACACAACUGUUACAAGUAUUUUAUGUUGUCACGAGGUGUAUGAUAUGUAAAGCUGCGCUAGCGAUACCAAGUUUUAUAAAAUUCAACGCAAUUUGUCAUUUUCUAAACACAUUGAAAGCAAGUUCGCUAAUAAAAUAUUACCUAUUGGAGAUGU